Gasterosteus aculeatus aculeatus (three-spined stickleback) is the source of this 1736-nucleotide messenger RNA. RefSeq names its product E3 ubiquitin-protein ligase RNF126. Gene Ontology annotation, biological process: protein ubiquitination. Gene Ontology annotation, cellular component: cytoplasm. Gene Ontology annotation, molecular function: ubiquitin protein ligase activity. NCBI's taxonomy places the organism in Eukaryota, Metazoa, Chordata, Actinopteri, Perciformes, Gasterosteidae. The record is from RefSeq and is a predicted model, not a curated record.
AAAAGUCGCGUUUUAUUGUCCCUCGUUGCUUCCCGUCCGAGCCGUCCGUAUUGGUCUGCUGCUUAGAAAUGGCUGAAGCUCCCACACGGCCCUGGCGUUUUUUUUGUCACAGGUGUUCGGCAGAGAUUAGUCCGCGUAUACCGGACUACACCUGUCCACGCUGUGACUCUGGGUUUAUUGAGGAACUGGCAGAGGAACCAAAUGCUGAAAACGGCCCUGUAUCCACGUCCUCCAACAGUGAUCAUAACCGCCAAGCCUUCGAGAGCGUGGAUCACCAACACAUGUUCACGUUGCCCUCUGGCUACGGGCCGUUCGCCCUGGGGAUUUUCGAUGUGAACCUUGACCUUCGGACGCGGCUACCCACGGAAGACAACCGCGACGCAGAGAACAGGAGGGAAAGGGAAAUGGCAUCGCGGCAGCGAUACAGCGCGCGGCAACCGCGGGGCCGACAUGUUCCUCGGCGACAGGGCACGCGCCACGAAGGAGUGCCCACGUUAGAAGGAAUUAUCCAGCAGCUAGUAAACGGAAUCGUAGCACCCACAGCAAUGCCAAAUAUCGGGAUAGGACCAUGGGGUAUGCUCCAUUCCAAUCCAAUGGACUACGCCUGGGGGGCCAAUGGUCUCGAUGCUAUCAUCACACAGUUAUUGAACCAGUUUGAAAACACGGGUCCGCCUCCUGCAGACAGAGAAAGGAUUAAGAAUUUACCCACGGUUACUAUUACAGAAGAACAUGUGGGUGCUGGAUUAGAGUGUCCUGUGUGCAAAGAAGACUACUGCGUUGAGGAGAAUGUCAGACAGCUGCCAUGCAACCACUUGUUCCACAAUGACUGUGUAGUACCAUGGCUGGAACAGCACGACACAUGUCCCGUGUGCAGGAAGAGCCUAAGCGGACAGAACACAGCCACUGACCCACCGGGGCUAUCGGGAAUGAACUUCUCUCCCUCGUCCAACUCGCCUAGCAAUGAGAAUGCUGCGAGGAACUCUUAGACGUUCACCGCCGCGUCACCUCACAUCUGAAAAACCUCCAAACAUACGAGGAGUGACGCCUCUCAGCCGAGACCAGGAGAGUAGUCUGUCUCUGUCAAGGGGACAAUGGGGAUCAUUCCUUUCUUCCUCCGCGCUGGUCGGAAAGCGGGUGCAGCUGCUCCUGCCGCCAUUGUUGCAGAGUACCAGGAGGUGGGACUGUUCAGUAUCAGAAGAGGAUCCAGAAAGGCUGCGAGGAAUAACGGAAUAAGAAAGAAAAAUAGUUAUCUUGACCAGAACGGACUGGUGAAGCGUUCGAGACCGAGUGCAGUGCUUUUUGAUGGAGGCAAGUGUUUGCGACAAGGCCGGGGAACAUUUUAUAUUUAAAUAUUUUUUUUUACAAAGCCUGUGGUUGUGCAGAGUCCAUAGAUGUGUAGAUUCAUAGUAUUUUGAAUGAUCAGCCACUGUACAGCUAGUGGAUCCAACUAAAACUGAGUGUAUUCAUCUGAUUCGUAUUUAUUUACAGCUUUUUUUUUUUUUUUUUUUCUAUUUUGGACAAAAUUCUGUCUGGUGAGAAUGUGAAUUUGGGUAAACUACUGAAAAAAGAAAAAACUUAAUAUCUUUUGCAUUGUAUGAAUCCUUUUAGGAUUUGAUUUUAUUGUUUUCUUUUAAAGAAUGAUCCAGUAAAUUGCAUCUUCAAAAGGAAAAUAUCUUCACAGCUCAACAAUGGACACAUUUUCAUUCCCUUAUUGAAAAUAAAGUAAAUAAAUUAUA